Messenger RNA from Sipha flava (yellow sugarcane aphid), 755 nucleotides. It is a transcript of the gene RpL19, whose product is annotated as 60S ribosomal protein L19. The transcript has 5 exons. The record is from RefSeq and is a predicted model, not a curated record. Gene Ontology annotation, biological process: translation. The coding region runs from base 100 to 708 and encodes 202 amino acids. Gene Ontology annotation, cellular component: ribosome; cytosolic large ribosomal subunit. NCBI's taxonomy places the organism in Eukaryota, Metazoa, Arthropoda, Insecta, Hemiptera, Aphididae. Gene Ontology annotation, molecular function: structural constituent of ribosome; RNA binding.
UGCGAACGAGUCUUCACUUACUCGCGUUAUUUUCAGAUAUUUAUCCUGUGUGGCGUUUUUUACAUCGUUUUCGCGUCGCGCUAGGGUAAACCACGAAAAAUGAGUUCAUUGAAGCUUCAAAAAAGGCUUGCUGCUUCGGUAAUGCGAUGCGGCAAAAAGAAGGUCUGGUUAGAUCCUAAUGAAAUUAAUGAAAUCGCCAAUACCAAUUCCAGACAAAAUAUCCGUAAGUUGAUUAAAGAUGGUUUGAUCAUCAAAAAGCCAGUAGCUGUCCACUCCAGAGCUCGUGCACGUAAAAAUGCUGAAGCUAGAAGAAAAGGCCGUCAUUGUGGUUUUGGUAAAAGGAAGGGUACUGCAAAUGCUCGAACACCUCAAAAAGAACUUUGGGUCAAAAGAAUGCGUGUACUAAGGCGAUUGUUAAAAAAAUACCGUGAGGCAAAAAAAAUUGACAACCAUCUUUAUCAUCAAUUGUACAUGAAAGCUAAGGGUAAUGUCUUCAAGAAUAAGCGUGUAUUAAUGGAAUUCAUUCACAAGAAGAAGGCAGAGAAGGCCCGUGCUAAGAUGUUGAGUGAUCAAGCUGAAGCUAGACGUCAAAAGGUUAAGGAGGCUAGAAAACGUAAGGAAGCAAGAUUUUUACAAAAUAGGAAAGAUCUUUUAGCUGCAUAUGCACGUGAAGAUGAAAAGGCUGCUGCUGCUGCAGGCAAGAAGUAACCUGUUUUGUAAAUGUUUUUAUUUUCUAAUAUAAUUUUGACCUAUUG